GUCAAAAUAUAGUAAUUUGUAAUAAAUAAAAAAAUUGAGAGUAUGUUUAUAAAUUUAGCCAUUUUUAGCUAUUGCCAUUAUCAAAAACCCACCUCCAGAAUCCAAUGCAGUUCUUGUUUCUUGAUUAAGUUUCAAACAGUUACAACUCAAUUUUGAUAAGGGUUAUGAUAAUUAUUUAUCAUCACUACUUGAUAGAACUAUUACAUAUAACGGGUGAUUGGCUUGAGAAAUUGGGAGUUUUGAAGUUGGGUUUUGAGAACAUCAAUAUGGGAAAACAAGGACCUUGUCACCAUUGUGGCACUCAAAGCACUCCAUUGUGGAGAAAUGGGCCACCGGAGAAGCCAGUGUUGUGUAAUGCCUGCGGAUCAAGAUACAGGAUUAGGGGAAGUCUAGCAAAUUAUGUACCUAAGCAUGCACAAGGCCAACCAAUUGCUAAAAGAACAAGAAUUAACUCAAAGGAAGAAAACAUCAAAAUAGAAGAGUUCUCAAAUGAUAGUUACCAUUCAUCAACUAGCUCUGGUGACUCUACAGGCACUAAAUCUAGCUCAGAAUCUGCAAUGUCAUAUCCCCUAUGCUGCUGCAAGAUAGAAGCAGAGGAUGGAGGUGAGAUUCCAGGUUUAAUUCAGGAAAGCUCAUGGAAGUCUUGCAUCCCUUCAAAAAAGAGGUCUUUAGUGGUUCAUCGCAAUCUUUCACCUAUUGAAAAACUACAAAGAGAUCUUCGCAAUAUUUUGAAGUAUGAAAAGCCUUCCAUCUUGUCUGAAAAUGAAGAUGAUCUCCUCAUUUAUAAUGCAAAUAACCUGCAAGUAUCAUGCAAUGAAAUAGGUCUUGGAAGCACCUUCCUUACACCCAGCACUACUUCAAAAGAAUUGCCAAUUGAGACGCACUCUUCCAUGGAUAAGCUUAAGAAAAUGGGACCAGCUGCUGAUAUGUCAAUGUCACUCAUAGACAUAAAAGAAGAGUUGUCACCAUAAGGUUGCAUUUGAAGUUCCUAAACUUGUGGAACCAUCCCACCUAUGAGUAUUUAUCAAUUAAACCUCAAAUUUUGGUAUUUAAAUUUAGUUUGGACUGAAUAUUUAGAUUAUUUAUUAGUUUGCUUCAGAUGAUAGAUCCUUUAUUUUAGACCAAAGUUAUUAGGUGUUUUGGGUGUAGUCUUAUAUGGCAUUUUAG
This is a messenger RNA of Jatropha curcas, 1167 nucleotides long. Its product is annotated as GATA transcription factor 26. The record is from RefSeq and is a predicted model, not a curated record. Gene Ontology annotation, biological process: regulation of DNA-templated transcription. Gene Ontology annotation, molecular function: zinc ion binding; sequence-specific DNA binding. NCBI's taxonomy places the organism in Eukaryota, Viridiplantae, Streptophyta, Magnoliopsida, Malpighiales, Euphorbiaceae.